Molecule: messenger RNA, 788 nt
Organism: Westerdykella ornata
Lineage: Eukaryota; Fungi; Ascomycota; Dothideomycetes; Pleosporales; Sporormiaceae
Exons: 1
Coding region: 85-474 (129 amino acids)
Source: RefSeq, a predicted model, not a curated record
CUUCUAAUUUAUGAACAUAAACAUCACCCGCCAGUUGCAGGACGUCUUCAUCAAUCCCGUUUCCUCAUUGUCAACCCCAAUGGCAUGCCCCCUCUCUGGAACGCCUUGAUCCGCACGCACCACAUAACCUCGCGCAAGAAAGUCUCCAAACUACGCGCCGCAGCCGCAGCUCACAAUGUCUUCGCCCUCCUGCGCAGCGGUGGCUGCCCAGGUAUCAUGUACUGCGAAGGGAGCGAGAUGGGCGUGAGGGAUUGGGUAGCCACGGUGCAGCGGUUGAGAUAUAAGGAUUAUCAGCUGGUGAUCAAGCCGGGGGAGAAGCGGGUUGACGGUGGUGGUGGAAAAGGAGAUGAUGGAGUUGUGUAUGGCAAGUUGGAGGAGAUUGAGAGUGUGAAGGUUUAUGGGGCAUGGAUGAAGGAGAUGGGGUUGUGGGGGUGGUGGAGGAAGGGGAUGGGGUAUGCGCAGGAAGGGGAUUAGGGGUGUGAUGUUGAAUUUCAAAGGGUGCUGAAUUGAUUGCAGGGAAAAUUUCAAGGAAGGGGAUGGGCCACCUUGAAUGGUUAGUGUACUUCCAUUGCGCCGUAGUCGGUGCAUUGAUCAGAUUCCUGGAAGUGGCCUAUAUGAUGGUACAUUUGGAGGAUGUACAUGCCGAAGUGCAUCGAAAAGCAAGUGAUAGCGUACGAUGGAGUACCCAGAACCCUCUCACGGAGAAGUUACUUCUGGUAUCGAGUACCAUUCAGGAGUGGUUCUGUGUCACCUAAUCAACAUGCUGGUUUUGCUUUCGUGAAGUGACG